This is a messenger RNA of Aspergillus mulundensis, 1944 nucleotides long. RefSeq lists its product as uncharacterized. The transcript has 3 exons. The coding region runs from base 1 to 1944 and encodes 647 amino acids. The record is from RefSeq and is a predicted model, not a curated record. NCBI's taxonomy places the organism in Eukaryota, Fungi, Ascomycota, Eurotiomycetes, Eurotiales, Aspergillaceae.
AUGCACUUCGCAGAACCCGCACAGACGCCGCCACAGUCGCAGCCCUCAGGCCAAUGGAUGGAUCAGCAUCUGCUGGAUCUGGAGGGGUGGGAUCAGGAGUACCAGGAUCUGAUGGUCAUCAACUGGCUGUGUGUGGACUUUCGGCAGCGGCUGCUGGACAUGCUGCAGACGUCCUGCCAAAACAACUUUAACGAAGCCCGCAAUCUGGCCAAGGAACGACUGUCGGAUCUGGUCGAGCGCCUCGCAUCCUCCGACGAUCUGCAUGGCGCCCUCUGCACCCCGUCGCUCGACUCGCGCUCGUCGGCAACUGCGCCGCAGCUCCUUCCCCGGACGCCGCAUCUCACGCAGUAUGCGCUGCCGACUGGAGCACAGAAAGAUACCCACGAGGAUGGACUCAUGUGUACCCCAGAGCAUGCCACAUAUAACUAUCGCGGCUCGCAGGUGGUGGCCAGCCCGCCAGGGACGGGCCCAGCGCUCCUGUCACCCAUCGCAUUGAAUCAUCAUGAACUUCCCCCAGGCUGUUCUGAUUUCCUAAACUUCGACCUGCUCUCGGACGGGCAAGUCUUUUCUAUCGGUACACACGCAGGCGACGCCUUUGACAUCUGUGACUCCAUCCCCGUUGACCCUGAUCUCAACGAAAUGGAGCUCGACCCCCCUGAUGCCACCGCCACCACCACCAACAUUACAACAGACAAUACAACAAACUCCAGCAGGAUAUCGUCACCAAAUACACACUCCACACCUCACUUUACCACUCCAAACCCGGCAUCCGGGACUCCAAGUCCGCCACCCCCUCUGGCUGGGCUAUCAACGCAAGAAACCCCCGGCACGCCUGCCUCACCACCUGCUGCACCCCAACGGCGACAGGUCCAGACGCGAACGGCAGCCCAAGCCGCAUAUCGAAGCACCCCAAGCCCAUCCAGCGCGCCCACACAAGUCGAGGCAGAGAACGAGGUAGCCGAGCCCGCUCCUCUCUCGCCCUCAACAAGCUGGACCCAUUCCAUCCCCACCCACCUCCCAUCCCCAGACACCGUCCUCGCAACCUUCACCCACCACCUCGGCCCAAGCAAGCAAUCCAUCGCCCUCCUGCUCACCCGUCUGUUCUACGCAGUGGGCUCCCCAGACGCUCUCUCCCAGCUCCGCCACGCCGUGAAGCUAAGCCGCGAGCAAACCCCAGUCAUCAUCCCGGCCUCCCCCAAUGACCUCGCCACGACCGUCAAAGCCCUCGACCACCUCGACUCCAUGACCACCCUCUCCCACAUCCUGCGCCGCUACUACCUCGUCCGCCUGCUGGAGCACCGCACCCGGCUCGAGCAAGACCACGUCACAGCGCAACGAGCCUGCCGCCGCCCAAAGCGCAUGCUCAAAUACGACUGCGCCCGCGUCGAGCUCAUCAAAAGCGGCCGCAGCGGCAGCGCAACAAAACCAAAUGAAAAGAAACAACAACUACCCAAGUACCGAUCCAAGAGCCAAGCACUCGCGGACCUGAUGCAAAUGCUUUAUCCCGACUUGAAGCCGGCGGCGGACGGCAAAGACUGCGUGUAUAGUAGGAAGCUGACGAAGCUGCGCAACCGACUGUCCUGCGCACGGAACUGGUAUCGAUUUGAACAGGCCUUUCCCGGGGCGAUUCUGGCGUUGAUUCCCUGUGCGGGGAGGUUCUCCGUCUCUAUUGACCAGAUUGAGAAGCUGCCGAGUGAGACUGUCCAGGUGUUCCUGCGCUACCUGCAAGAGCAUCGGGGGCCUUUCAUGCGGUGCGUCAGUGAGACGCUGGGCACGGAGAUCUUCAGCGUGUUGGGCCGGACAAGUGCAGGCAGUGAUACCACGCCGACAUUCGCGUUCGAGAAGGUGGAGGAGGAUGGGUUUGGGGAUGUCUUAUAUGAUACUGACGAGUUUGUUAGCCUAUCAAAAGCAAGCACGUUGAAUACGAUAGACACUGCAAUCUAA